AUGAGUGAAGAAGAGGAAUACACGUAUUCUGACGAAGUUCAGGAUUCACACGAAAAGCUUCUUGCCGAAAAUAAGAAACUCAGAGAACAGAUUCGUGCCCUUAAAAAUAUGGAGGAUGCUGUAGAAUACGACAAAUCACUUAAAGUUGUUGGCAAAGGCGCAAAACGAUUUAAAGCUGAACUCCAAGAAUUAAACAACAAGCUUCAAAUGCUCGAAAAACAAAAGAAAUAA
Molecule: messenger RNA, 231 nt
Organism: Trichomonas vaginalis G3
Lineage: Eukaryota; Parabasalia; Trichomonadida; Trichomonadidae
Exons: 1
Coding region: 1-231 (76 amino acids)
Source: RefSeq, a predicted model, not a curated record